Leishmania braziliensis MHOM/BR/75/M2904 is the source of this 1539-nucleotide messenger RNA. RefSeq lists its product as hypothetical. The transcript has a single exon. The record is from RefSeq and is a predicted model, not a curated record. Lineage: Eukaryota; Euglenozoa; Kinetoplastea; Trypanosomatida; Trypanosomatidae. Bases 1 to 1539 code for a protein of 512 amino acids.
AUGGAGGGCCCCCACCCCAUGCGGCUGACGUGCCACACCACUUUGGCUCCUUUCGUCGCUAAAGAGGAGAAUAACCAGGUGCUGCGCAUCUUCAGCGCCCCCACGCGGUGCGCACAGUGCGAAGGGGACAAUUGGGUGGUCGGUUCCCAUCGGCGCCUCGGCCUCGUGAAGGGAACGAGCCCCUCCGCCAUCGACUUCGACCCGCUCCGCUGCAUUAAAAGGAUUACCACGGAAACAAUGACAAACACAGACGCGGAGAUGAUCGCCUAUCCAAUGCACACGCACGCCACAUCGUUUAAACAGCUGCUGGCAUCUCUGAUUGCAAGACUCCAGAAGACUGUGCAGAGCGUUUCGUGGAACACCCCGCAAGAGCGUCCGGAGUGGAAUACUGAUUUGCGCUUCUACGGGCCGUGGUGGCUCAUCGUGCGCUCGGGGCUCCAGUUUAGGGAGGUUUGUGAUUCGAGGUCGUUUACCUUGGAGAUCCAGGAAGGCGCCUCUUUCCCUGCAAAGGUGGAAUACACUGCCACCACAUACCCCCGGAGCGACCUACUCUUCACUGUGCAUGAAGGCAAGCCAGAGAAUCGCUAUGCGCCACUGUUGGUAGAGCGGAGCAUUGCGGCAGAAAGCCGUCUGUUUGCCGACAUUGCACUGAGGUUAGGUGGAAGUACUUUUCAACUCAACUUAUUUCAUCUUAGCGGGGUUUUUGUGGGCCCCGAUCGAAUGCAUGUGCUGGUAUUCGACGGCUUUCGACGAUUGUGCACGGCGGCGGCACGGGCGCCGCCGUCAGACUUGAUGAAUGACGAGGACCAUCUUCUCUCCACGCUGUCUUUCUCUUCCUGUCACCUUGGUUCCGCAGGGCUCUUAAUCCUCCUAGCUGGCAUUGUCUACCUCUCCACGCAUCACGACUGCCACGUGCACUCGCUUGACCUCUCGUACAAUGACCUGACAAAAACCUCGCUGUUGUGCCUUACGCAGACGCUACACUUCACGAAAAUUCGGCGGUUGAGUCUUCGUGGUAACGUCCUCACCAGCAGCGACCCAUCCACACUACGCGAGCUGCUCUUUGAGGCUUGCGACGUAGCGAUGGAGGAGCUGGAUCUCAGCUACACUGCCCUCUCUGCUGCGCAGGUGAGUGCCCUGAUCGACUCUCUGCAGUGCCUCUCGAAUCUCCGCGUGCUGCUUUUGGAGGAGGUGAUGAUUCCGUCAGCGAAGUGGCCCGCCUUGGUGCGUGCUGUAGAGACGAUGGAUCUGUGGCGUGUGCAGCUGUUUGCCGACCCCACAUCGCCCAUGAUGACCGGGUACACCACAAUCAUCGAAGAGAUGUGUCUGCGCAAUCGCCAGCGGGCGAUGGACUGUAGCAGAAGCGAAGCCUCGCAGUGGAACGCGACCACAUUCUUUGGCAUAAAAAACUCGGGCUUUUUCACAGAGUUUUUCCAGCAUUCGCGGCGCCGAGGCGCUCUGGCGUGCAGAGAGGCUAUGGCAGGACUUCCAGACGGGUACAGUGCUUAUACCAACAACGACCCAAGUCUGCAAGUCUGA